AUGACAUGUUCUCAUUGCCGUUCGAUCUGCAUCUCUUCAACAACAACGUUGUUCGCUCUGCUCAGAAACAGAUAUCCAAAGGGCAAACAUCGCCAAUUUCCUUGCUCACAUAAAAUCUGUGGCCAUUGUUGCUCGUUGACGGAUUGCCGCAAGUGUUUGGUCUGCUAUGCAAGUGCAGGCAACAAUCCAUUUCCACCUUACAUGUUCUUGUCACCACCGCAUACCGAUCACUCAAAUGAACUGCUUGACCAUCCGUCGUUGUCACUGCACAGUCAAUCCAUUACAUCGUACCAAAAUGGGCUGACCGACAGUUUACAUAGCCUUGGUUUGGGUGAACUGUCUGGCCAUCUGGAGUCGUUCAACUUGUGGGAUAAUCGUGCGAAAAUUCCGACAACACCUCGGAGUUCAGCAUCACAAGGGAUUGUUCUUCCGGAAACAUCAGUUCGAACAGAAGAAGAACAUCCGCCGGUGUUUUCGCCAAACUCUCAACUGGUCAAUACAACUCCUGCGGUUACUUCUCCACUUUCGAUGCUUUCGCCAUCAAAUGUCGCCACACAACGUUCAAUGCUGUUGUCAUGUGCAACAUGUGGCGAGAAUGCAAGGCCAGUUGUGUUAUCUUUUGCUGGUUGA
Messenger RNA from Cooperia oncophora, 630 nucleotides. The record is from the annotation of a GenBank genome assembly. Lineage: Eukaryota; Metazoa; Nematoda; Chromadorea; Rhabditida; Trichostrongylidae.